AUGACUGUUAAGAGGAGAAACCAUGGAAGAUCAAAGAAGAACAGAGGAAGUGUGAAGCCCAUUCAGUGCGACAAGUGUGGGCGUGUGACCCCCAAGGACAAGGCAAUCAAAAGAUUUAGGAUCCAGUCACUUAUCGAGCAGGCGUCAUUUGAUGAUCUGAAGGAAAAAACCAUUUACGAGGUGUUUGAAGUCCCAAGAAUGGGCUACAAGUCACAGUUUUGUGUGUCUUGUGCAUGCCAUGCCAAGAUCGUUAGAGUUCGCUCUUCUCAGGCAAGAAAGAUCAGGUAUGGAUUCAACCCGAACAAGGUAAGUUCUCAUAAUUAA
This is a messenger RNA of Encephalitozoon hellem ATCC 50504, 324 nucleotides long. Its product is annotated as 40S ribosomal protein S26. The transcript has 2 exons. Bases 1 to 324 code for a protein of 107 amino acids. The record is from RefSeq and is a predicted model, not a curated record. Lineage: Eukaryota; Fungi; Microsporidia; Unikaryonidae. Gene Ontology annotation, molecular function: structural constituent of ribosome; mRNA binding. Gene Ontology annotation, cellular component: ribosome; cytosolic small ribosomal subunit. Gene Ontology annotation, biological process: translation.